AUGAGUUCGAUGAUGACUAUAACUAUGUGCGGCGUAAUAUUCAAAGGUGACUCGAAAGUCAUGCCCAGCUGUUCGAUCGCUUGUUUUCAUCAAAAUAUUGCCACGAUCAUCCGGUUGAUCUUGACGAAAUGUAAUGAAAUGAAGAUUUUAUUCAAGACAUCAGCUUUUUGUGGUGUGGUGAGUCAAGAAAAGGCAUUUAAAUUGUUUAAAAUCCAUUCAGCAACAGAAGCAUUCACGUACUUUGAUAAAUCACGUCAUAAAUGUAAGAACUUCAUUCAAGUUGCGAGUGAAAGAAAAGUGCAAAUUGCAGGAAAUUUACUUAACAUUGCGAAAAUAAAAUGCGAAGCUCAACCUACAAUGUACACGAGUGAAGCUUCAUUGACACUUGGCAAACAAUCGAUAACAAUUUAUCAAAAUAAAAACUUUCCUUUACUCUCACAUUUGAGUCAUAAGGGUUAA
Clunio marinus is the source of this 459-nucleotide messenger RNA. The record is from the annotation of a GenBank genome assembly. Lineage: Eukaryota; Metazoa; Arthropoda; Insecta; Diptera; Chironomidae.